Messenger RNA from Glycine soja, 2552 nucleotides. RefSeq names its product inactive LRR receptor-like serine/threonine-protein kinase BIR2. NCBI's taxonomy places the organism in Eukaryota, Viridiplantae, Streptophyta, Magnoliopsida, Fabales, Fabaceae. Gene Ontology annotation, biological process: protein phosphorylation. Gene Ontology annotation, molecular function: ATP binding; receptor serine/threonine kinase binding; protein kinase activity. Bases 264 to 2093 code for a protein of 609 amino acids. The transcript has a single exon. The record is from RefSeq and is a predicted model, not a curated record.
CCCCAUUGUACACACCUCCUCCAAGAACCAAAACAAACACCAACAAUUUUUUCUCUCUCUUAAUUAAUUAAACCCCCCCACAGCAAGAUCCCACCUUCAAUUAACUUCCUCACACAUUCUCUGCACUUUUUAUCUCCGCAUUUCCUCGCACACCCCACAAGUCAAUGGCACCACCUUCCCAACAACAGGGCUAGACCCUUACCCUUCUAACCCCACCAUAAAAACCAAACCUUUCACACCCCAACAACCUCGUUUCCCCCUCCAUGGAUCGCAGCAACACCUUUUCCUCCUCGUUCCUUCUGCUGAUCUUGUUGGGGUUUCACUUCCACGUGUUCUUCGUUUCGUCUCAGGUCGAAGGCGACGUGAGAUGUCUCAAGGGCAUCAAGGAAACCCUCUCCGACCCUCUGAACCGCCUCAGCGAUUGGCGCUUCGACAACACAACCAUAGGUUUCAUCUGCAAAUUCGCAGGUGUGUCUUGCUGGAACGAUAGGGAGAACCGUGUCUUAAGUUUGACCUUACGAGACUUCAAGCUCUCGGGUAAGAUCCCCGAGGCCUUGAAGCACUGUGGGAAAAACAUUCAAAAGUUGGAUCUUGCUUCAAACUCUUUCUCUUUGGAGAUCCCACGUGAGAUCUGUUCUUGGAUGCCUUUUUUGGUUUCUUUAGAUUUGUCAAGUAACCAGCUUUCUGGGUUUAUUCCACCCACGAUUGAGAAAUGUUCUUAUCUGAAUGAGUUGGUGUUGUCGAAUAACCAGCUUUCUGGGUCGAUUCCCUUUGAGUUUGGGAGUUUAGGUAGGCUCAGGAAGUUUUCUGUGGCCAAUAAUAGGCUUAGUGGGACAAUUUCUGAGUUCUUCAACAGGUUUGAUAGGGAGGGUUUUGAAGGGAAUAGUGGGCUUUGUGGGGGUCCUCUUGGAGGAAAGUGUGGUGGGAUGAGUAAGAAGAAUCUUGCUAUUAUUAUUGCUGCUGGGGUGUUUGGUGCUGCUGCUUCGUUGUUGCUGGCUUUUGGGUUGUGGUGGUGGUACCAUUUGAGUGGGAAGAAGAAGAAGGGGCAUGGGGUUGGUUCUGGUGUUGGUGGUGGUGGUGGUGAUUGGGCUUUGAGGUUAAGAGGGUAUAAGCUUGUGCAGGUUAGUCUCUUUCAGAAGCCUAUUGUGAAGUUGAAGUUGGGGGAUUUGAUGGCUGCUACUAGUAAUUUCAGCGGGGAGAAUGUUCUUUUCGCGACGAGGACCGGGACUACGUAUAAGGCUGAUCUUCCGGAUGGGUCCACGCUCGCGGUGAAGCGGUUGAGUGCGUGUAGGAUCGGGGAGAAGCAGUUUGGGAUGGAGAUGAAUCGGUUGGGGCAGGUUAGGCACCCUAAUCUGGCGCCGCUGUUGGGGUACUGCAUUGUGGAGGAGGAGAAGUUGUUGGUUUACAAGCACAUGUCGAACGGGACAUUGUAUUCAUUGUUGCAUAAGAAUGGUGGCGGUGCAUUGGAUUGGUUGAUGAGGUUUAGGAUUGCAUUGGGUGUGGCGAGGGGGCUUGCGUGGCUGCACCAUGGCUGCCACCCUCCGAUUAUACAGCAGAACAUUUGCUCCAGUGUGAUUCUUGUCGACGAGGAGUUUGAUGCCCGGUUGAUGGACUUUGGGCUUGCGAGGCUCAUGGCUUCAGACUCAAAUGGUAGUUUUGUGAAUGGUGAUUUGGGGGAGCUUGGGUACAUUGCGCCGGAGUAUCCUAGUACACUUGUUGCAUCACUGAAAGGGGAUGUGUAUGGGUUUGGUAUUUUGCUUUUGGAGUUGGUGACUGGGCGAAAACCUCUUGACGUAAGCAAUGGGGAGGAAGAGUUCAAGGGUAGCUUGGUGGAUUGGGUGAAUAUGCAUUCUAGUUCUGGCGGAAUCAAGGAUUGCAUUGAUAAAGCUAUAUCUGGAAGGGGACAUGAUGAGGAGAUUCUGCAGUUUCUGAAAACUGCGAUGAAUUGUGUGGUUUCUCGCCCCAAGGAUAGAUGGUCUAUGUACCAGGUUUAUAAUUCCUUAAAGAGCAUAUCCAAAGACCAGAGUUUCUUUGAACAUGAUGAUGAAUUUCCCUUGAUCUUUGGUAAGCCAGAAAACGAGGUUGUGGCGUAGUUCUUGAGGAAGCAUUGCAGCAUGAGAAGAUGAUGAGAGAUUGUUCUCACUGAAUUGCUAUUUUAUAGUGGAGAGUUCUCACAAUGGUGUUAAUGUUUAUGGUUUGAGCAUGUCCAUGGGUGACCCUAAUCAGGUAUAGUUGUAUUGUAUUGUAUGAUAUAUAAUAAACUUUCUGGCAGGUUAGGUUUUUUGAGAUCUUAUCUGUUUCACUGUUUGUUGUAUGCAAAUGCAAUCUCUAAUGAUGUCCAAAGUGUUUGGUAUAUGCUUCGGAUUUGAAUCCUCAAAUUAUAUAUAUGUCUUCAAGACAAAAAAAAAAAACUGGGCAUCUACUUGUGCUCUGUAAAGACAUCUCACCAUGAUGUUUUUUAUUCGUUUAGAUCUAAUUGUUGGAAUGUUUGAAACAUUUAAUUUCUGUAUAAAUAAAAAACUAGGUAAGCAUUUGAAAGUGUUUACGGGAAA